This is a messenger RNA of Toxotes jaculatrix (banded archerfish), 3630 nucleotides long. RefSeq names its product DEAF1 transcription factor (gene deaf1). Gene Ontology annotation, cellular component: nucleus. Gene Ontology annotation, biological process: regulation of transcription by RNA polymerase II. Gene Ontology annotation, molecular function: DNA binding; DNA-binding transcription factor activity, RNA polymerase II-specific. NCBI's taxonomy places the organism in Eukaryota, Metazoa, Chordata, Actinopteri, Toxotidae. The record is from RefSeq and is a predicted model, not a curated record. The transcript is spliced from 13 exons. The coding region runs from base 222 to 1898 and encodes 558 amino acids.
ACAGAACACAGUCAGGCCACCUUCCUCUCUCGCAUUUGCUCUCUUGGUUAUUUGACGUUUCCGUUAAUUUUGGACGAAAUAUUACCAAUUUCAUCGAUUAUCGUUUACAGGUUAAGUACUUGCCGUUCUUCUCCGGUUCGUACCAGGCUCGGCUGCGCUCGGACCCCGCUCUUACCCCGCCGCUGCUCGUUCGCAUUCGGCUGUUGUCGUUCGGCGGAAGAAUGGACGAAGCGGACUCGGCCACGAAGGCACUCGGGCUGGAUGAACCGCCCAUCGGCGGGCCACCGGUGGAGGGAGUGGGCUCGGAUACCGAGUCGGAGGCCGAAGUCACCACGAUGGCCGUGAUGGCGGAACCGGGAAACAUCGACAUGGGAGCCGAGUCCCUGCCGAACCCAGACGAGGCCGAGGCUGCAUUCGCAGAAGUGACGGCGGUGACGGUGGGGGAUGUUCAGGCCGCAGAGGACAACGUUUUCACCACGACCGUCGCCACAUCAGGGAACCUGCCUGAACAUGUGCUGAGUGGGAGGACUACCCUGCAGCUGGGUGAAGGUCUCAGUACCCAGAAGGCCACUUUGAUCGUGGUUCACACUGACGGUAGCAUCGUGGAGGCUGCUGGUCUCAAGUCUGCCACUGCCAUUGCACCAGGUCCACAGACCACACCCGCCCCGCUGACUCCACCCCAGGACAAAGACUCCUGCUCCAAGUACAACUGGGACCCCUCAGUCUACAACAACGAGCUGCCCGUCCGCUGCAGGAACACCAGCGGUGUCCUCUACAAGAACCGACUGGGAUCAGGGGGUAAAGGUCGUUGCAUCAAACACAACCAGCAGUGGUUCACUCCCACUGAGUUUGAAGGUCUGGCCGGAAGAGCGAGCAGCAAAGACUGGAAGAGGAGCAUCAGAUACGCUGGCAGACCUCUGCUCUGCCUCAUACAGGAGCGUAUCCUGAACCCCCAUGCUGCCUCUUGUACCUGUGCAGCCUGCUGUGACGACCUGACAGCGUGUCCAAAGGAUGGAGAGACUCUGGCAGCAGAAAACAUCAGUAUGACCGGUCCAGUCCGCCUCUUUGUCCCAUACAAGAGACGGAAGAAGGACUUGGAGCCACCGGUCCUAUCCCCGAAAAAGGAACUUCCUGCCACCAAAAGCAUCACGUUGACCCCCGGGACAACAUUCACUGUGUCCCCGUCAGGACAGUUCACCACCUCAGGCGCCUUGACCUUUGACCGCACUCCAACAGGUGACGCCACUGCUGCCGCCGCCACCGCCACCAUCAUCUCAGAGGCCCCGGCGCAGAGUGAGGUGUUCGCCAGCACCGCAGUGCUGACAGCGUUGCCAGCGUUGGCCCUGGCCCCUCAGCCCGUUCAGGCCAAGAUGGCGGUGACCGCGGCGGUGUCUCCGUCGGCAGGGCUGGUGAGCGGGCUGGAGGUGGGGCCUGUGGGAGGGGCGGGGCCAACGGUGAGCGAGGGGCAAAAGAACACCUGGCUGUACCUGGAGGAGUUGGCCAAUACGCUGCUGAGCAAUGUCCAGCAGCUGAAGGCUCUGAUCGACCAGGCCAAAAACUCUGCAGGGGACACAGCGGGGUUCAAAGGUCAGGGAGGUCGGAAGGAGUGUGGUUUCAAUCAGUCUUUUCAGAACCAGAUUUCCUUCCAGCAGCCGGACGACUCUGAGGCCAAGAGGAGCUCUGACAUUACUGAGCUCAUCAUCAAUCAGAUGUGUGUGAACUGUGGUCGGAUGGCGAUGAGUGAGUGUACGGGCUGUCACAAAGUCAACUACUGCUCCACCUUCUGUCAGAGGAAGGACUGGAAGGAUCAUCAGCACACCUGCUGUCAGUCAGCAGGGGGCGUAGCCAUCCAGGAGGAGGAGCCAAUCACAGCCAUUGACAUGGACAAAGUGAAAUGAAGGUGUUGCAGGUGGUCCCCCUCCCCCCGAGGUCUUCGCCAUCAUCAGCUGCUGCAGGCAGGAAGUCCUUAUGUGGCCAAAGAGGAGAGCAUCCUGCUUAAUAUCUCCUUACUGGGACUUUUAUUGUGGAAGCUUCCCCUCAGACUAGCGUGAGGAGAAGGUCUGUGAUCUCCUGAGAGGUGAACCUGUUGGAAAUAAACUGCACUGACUUUAUUUGUAGAGAGAAGUUGAGAGAUCAUCAUCUUUCAUCUUCUGGAAACAGGAAACUGUCACAUCGUGUACAUGAACACCAUCUGGACAAAAUUAACAUUAUUAUCUCACACACACACACACACUACCAUCAAGUGUUAAAAAAAUUAGCUUAGGGCUGCAACUAAUGAUUUCUUUAUGACUCAUUGAUCAGUUAUUUUCCUCAUUACUUUAAUUGAUUAUUUUGUAAGUUUCUACAAUGAUGAUCUUUUUAUUCCUUAUCUUCCCUCAGUGGCUGUUUUCCCUUUGUUGAAACAUUAUUUUUCUUCCUGCCAUUUUAACUCUUAAAAAGCAAAUUUAAAUGUCCAGAGACAUCCUGUUUAAGUAAAGGUCACGCACAUCAAUAAAAUAAAAAAUAACAUUAAAUGAAAACCCCGCCGCAUCCUGGCCAGCACUUUGAAGUGAAACAUUUAUUGUCUUUUCUAAAUGUUAUUGUGGUAUUUUUUUUUUUGUUUAUUAUUGUUAUUCAUGAUUCACAUUCCCAGAUUUUAAAGGUUUUUCUUCGCUUUAAAAUAAUGAUAAUUUAGCCAGCAAAUUCCUGAGAGAUCUUUUUUCUUUCAGAACUUUAUGCAUCUGUAGUUUUCUGUCUUUACUUGUGAUUCAAACUCAAAACAAAAAGUUGCAGCAGCUGAUUGUGGAAGUCCAGAGCCGUGUGCACAUAAUGCACAGCAAAAUUGGGAUGUAUGUGCGACUCUGCCAGAGACCAGAGCAGCUGUUUCAUCAGUGAGUGCACAUUUUAAAAUCCAGUUUACAGUUUUAUUUGGUUCAUUAGGUUUAAGAAGUACAUCAUACUCAUUAUAAAGCAAUGCUAUGGUUCGGAGAGUAAAAGUGAUUUUUCCAUCCAGUACUUUGAGAUGAGUUAGUUAUGAUCUGUUAUUAAUGGUAUUGUAGUGUUUGUUCGUCAUUAUGACCCGUGACCAGCCAAAACAAUACGCGUUUUUAUCAUAAUUCAUGUGAAGGUUGAAGUUAAAGUCUGUUUUUACAAGUCUCAGUGAUUCUGUACUUUUCUUUUGUUACUGGUGAUUCUGAAAAAUGUAAUUUUCACACACAUAGUGCACAUCAAAUUUACGAAGCAUGACCAGUCUGCCGUAGCAGCUUUUCGCUGUCUCUGAUUGGUACAUUUCAGCCAAUCAGAUGUGAUGUUUUGCCCAGUGGAUGUGAUAUUUGCCAGAUUUCAGGGGGGAUCUUGCUGUUAGUUUGUAGUCCACUUGGAAUUAUUUUCAAAAUGAGUUAUUUUACUUUUUUGAAUGAAGGAAAUUGACUUUUCUUUCUCCAUAUGUUGUUGAUAGGUCUUGAAAAAGCAUGUCAAGUGGCCCUUGAUGGACUGCUAUGACUUUGUUUUGCAUUGCAGGCACCAGCUACUGAUAUACAUCACUACUUCCUGCAGAGCAGGAAUUGCUGGAGAGUUUGGCUGUCCAUAUAUUUUCAGCCAUGUAGCGAAUCUCAAGUUCAUCAAAUCUAAUUUAAUUUUAAAUUCUGAUGU